Molecule: messenger RNA, 1032 nt
Organism: Monomorium pharaonis (pharaoh ant)
Lineage: Eukaryota; Metazoa; Arthropoda; Insecta; Hymenoptera; Formicidae
Gene: Blos2
Product: biogenesis of lysosome-related organelles complex 1 subunit 2
Exons: 2
Coding region: 334-816 (160 amino acids)
Biological process (GO): endosomal transport; lysosome localization
Cellular component (GO): BLOC-1 complex; gamma-tubulin complex; BORC complex
Molecular function (GO): gamma-tubulin binding
Source: RefSeq, a predicted model, not a curated record
UAUUCUAACUUAUUGCACCAGUGUAGCAGUGCAGGAAUAAAAAACAAACCUAAUUACUACAGUGACAUUUGAUAAUUUGAAAAUUAGCUUAUCCUUGCGAUAAAAAAAAAACCAGUCAGAGCUAGAAGCAGCUGUUGAAACAGCGCUUAAAAUAAGAGAUUUAAAGAGCAGGUUAGGUUCGCCCCGUCGUUAUCAGCUGAUUGGAACAUUCGCUCGAACCCGCUCGAACCACUUGUCUGUAUUGACAUGUUUCUUCAAACUAUAAUUGUGCCCGAUCGAGUCGUUGCGUGAUACAUCUUAUAAUAGCUGCGACAGAGAGUCGGUACCUCUAUUAUGGAUCCACCAAAGGACGAGAUGUACGCAGAGGCGGCAUUGCUUGAGAAUCUGUCCACGGAGCAGAGCUCACGAUGCGAAUCGCCGAAACGCGGUACCACACUCUCCACCAGCACCAGCAGUUUCGAGGCACUGGACCCGCACGACCCGAAUCUGAGUCGCCUGGCGAACACCAUGUUCCAGAAAACGGGCGAGUACUUGCAGGAAGAGCUCACUGCCACCCACGCAGACUACCGUCUGCUGGAGCGUCUGAACAAGGAAACCAUCGCAAAGUAUACGGAACUCAAGAUCAUCUCGUCGAACGUGGUGCAAUCGUUGGACUCUCUCAACGAUAAGUAUCAGAAGCUGCAGCCGAUCCUGGAUAAUAUCAAUCAGAUCGACGACAGUGUUAGCAAAUUGGAACAGGCUGCAUAUAAGCUGGCGGCAUAUUCCAAACGACUCGAGGCCAAGUUUAAAGAUCUUGAAAAAGAUAAAGGCAAAUGAAGCUGUUUCGCAACUAUAAAACUUCGACAUUGCAUUGUCUCGUCGCACUAAAAUGUCCAUGUCACACAAAUACGAGUCCAAAGCGAUCGAUUAUUAUGCUUCAAUACGGUCUUCCAAAUAUCACAAUGUAAUAUGACGUAUCUUAAACGACCAUAAUGAAGAAAGCGCUGCAUCGUUCCUAAUAUUCAAUUACCAAUAAAAGCCAAUACACUUUUA